AUGGCAGCCUGGAUUGUCCUUUACGUGCUGACAGGGGAGACUGUCCGUCUGCCGCCCCGUCCUGGUCAGGACCCGUUCUGUUCGGCAGGUACAGCGGCUCUGAGAGUCUCACAGUUUUUCAGAGCUGCCCAGAAGUUAAAUCUGUCUUCUAAAAAGAAGAAACAUCGGCCUUCCACUUCUUCCGCUGCCGAACCACCGCUCUUUGCCACCAGUUUCAGUGGGAUUCUGCAGACUUCCCCUCCCCCAGCCCCACCCUGUCUGCUGAGGGCUGUCAACAAGGUGAAGGAUACCCCGGGGCUGGGCAAGGUGAAAGUCAUGCUUCGCAUCUGUUCCACCUUGGCUCGAGAUACCUCAGAAUCCAGCUCUUUCUUAAAGGUGGACCCACGGAAGAAGCAGAUCACCUUGUACGAUCCCCUGACUUGUGGAGGUCAAAAUGCCUUCCAAAAGAGAGGCAACCAGGUUCCUCCAAAGAUGUUUGCCUUCGAUGCAGUUUUUCCCCAAGACGCCUCCCAGGCUGAAGUGUGUGCAGGCACCGUGGCAGAGGUGAUCCAGUCUGUGGUCAACGGGGCAGAUGGCUGCGUGUUCUGUUUCGGCCACGCCAAGCUGGGAAAAUCCUACACCAUGAUCGGAAAGGACGAUUCCAUGCAGAACCUGGGCAUCAUUCCCUGUGCCAUCUCUUGGCUCUUCAAGCUCAUAAAUGAACGCAAGGAAAAGACCGGCGCCCGUUUCUCAGUCCGGGUUUCGGCCGUGGAGGUGUGGGGGAAGGAAGAGAACCUGCGGGACCUGCUGUCGGAGGUGGCCACGGGCAGCCUGCAGGACGGCCAGUCCCCAGGCGUGUACCUCUGUGAGGACCCCAUCUGCGGCACGCAGUUGCAGAACCAGAGUGAGCUGCGGGCCCCCACCGCAGAGAAGGCUGCCUUUUUCCUGGAUGCCGCCAUUGCCUCCCGCAGGAGCCACCAACAGGACUGUGAUGAGGACGACCACCGCAACUCACACGUGUUCUUCACACUGCACAUCUACCAGUACCGGAUGGAGAAGAGCGGGAAAGGGGGAAUGUCUGGAGGUCGCAGCCGCCUGCAUCUCAUUGAUCUCGGCAGCUGUGUGAAAGCUCUGAGCAAAAACCGAGAAGGAGGCUCGGGACUAUGCCUCUCGCUGUCUGCUCUGGGCAAUGUCAUCCUGGCUCUCGUCAAUGGCAGCAAACACAUUCCAUACAAAGAGAGCAAGCUCGCCAUGUUGCUGCGGGAAUCUCUGGGGAACGUGAACUGCCGUACCACCAUGAUCGCACACAUCUCGGCCGCGGCCGGGAGCUACGCAGAGACCCUGUCCACCAUCCAGAUUGCAUCGAGAGUCUUGAGGAUGAAGAAGAAGAAGACGAAGUACACAUCCAGCUCCUCCGGCGGGGAGAGCUCCUGUGAAGAAGGCCGCAUGCGCAGGCCCACCCAGCUGAGACCCUUCCACACCAGGGCCACGGUGGACCCCGACUUCCCCAUUGCUCACCUGUCCAGCGACCCUGACUACUCCUCCAGCAGCGAGCAGUCCUGCGACACUGUCAUCUACAUCGGGCCCAACGGCACGGCCCUCUCUGACAAGGAGCUCACCGACAACGAGGGCCCCCCGGACUUUGUCCCUAUUGUGCCAGCCCUGCAGAAGACCCGGGGCGACAGCCGGCCUGCAGAGGGAGGAGAGACUGCAGCCAGCAAGUCAGAAAGGGACUGCCUGAAGUGCAACACGUUCGCUGAGCUGCAGGAGAGGCUGGACUGCAUCGACGGCAGCGAGGAGCCUAGCAGGUUUUCUUUUGAAGAACUGCCUGCUCAGUCUGGGCCAGAGCAGGCAAGCAGAGGCCCCCCGUUAAGCCAAGCAGCUGGGGCAAGCCCACUCUCUGAGUCUGAUAAGGAAGAUAAUGGGUCUGAAGGUCAGCUGACCGACAGAGAAGGCCCAGAAAUCCCAGCCUCCAAGAUGCACAGGAGUCACUCACCUGUGCCUACCACAGCACCCGCCCAUAGCCCCAGCCCAGCCUCGCCCAGGAGCAUCCCAGGCAGCAGCAGCCAGCAGAGCGCCUCUCCGCUCGUGCAGAGCCCCAGCCUCCAGAGCAGCCGGGAGAGCCUGAACUCCUGCGGCUUCGUGGAAGGCAAGCCCAGGCCCAUGGGCUCCCCCAGGCUGGGCAUCGCCAGCCUGUCCAAGACCUCGGAGUACAAGCCACCUGGCUCUCCUUCCCAGAGAUGCAAAGUCUACACCCAGAAGGGGGUCCUACCAUCUCCCGCCCCGCUGCCUUCCUCAGGCAAGGAUUCUGGCGUGGCAUCUAGUGAGUCCUUGCUGCAGCCCGAGGUGCGUACGCCCCCGGUUGGAAUGAGCCCCCAGGUUUUGAAAAAAUCCAUGUCUGCUGGGAGUGAAGGGUUCCCGGAAACUCCUGUCGAUGAUGAGCAGCAGGCAGCUACUCCUCCAGAGUCCAAGAAGGAGAUCCUGAGCACCACGAUGGUGACGGUGCAGCAGCCGCUGGAGCUGAACGGUGAGGACGAGCUGGUGUUCACGCUGGUGGAGGAGCUGACCAUCAGCGGGGUCCUGGACAGCGGCCGCCCCGCCAGCAUCAUCAGCUUCAACAGCGACUGCUCUGUGCAGGCCCUGGCCUCGGGCUCGCGGCCCGUCAGCAUCAUCAGCAGCAUCAGCGAGGACCUGGAGUGCUACUCCGGCAUGGCCCCCGUCUCCGAGGUCAGCAUCACACAGUUCUUGCCCCUCCCGAAGAUGAGCCUGGAUGAGAAGGCCCAGGAGGCAGGGAGCAGACGCUCUUCCAUCAGCUCCUGGCUGAGCGAGAUGAGUGCGGGCAGUGAGGGGGAGCAGUCGUGCCACAGUUUCAUAGCCCAGACGUGUUUUGGGCACGGGGAGGCAAUGGCAGAACCCGCGUCCUCGGAGUUCGUCAGCAGCAUCCAGAACACCGCUGUGGUGUGCAGAGAGAAGCCCAAGGCCAGCCCCGACAACCUGCUCAUCCCGUCUGAGAUGGGAGAUGACUCUUUCAACAAAGCAACCCUCAUCAAAGGCUGCAAAAUAUCCACCCUGGGCAAGGCCAUGGUCACCAUCUCCAACACGGCGAAUCUGAGCAGCUGCGAGGGGUACAUCCCCAUGAAGACCAACAUCACGGUUUACCCCUGCAUUGCCGUGAGUCCCCGGAACGUCCAAGAGCCCGAGGCCCCCACUGCCACCCCCAAAGCAGGCCCCGCAUUAGCCCAGUCCCAGGAGAGUAAGGAAAACAGUAGCAAGAAAGAGAUGACAUUUGAGGACCCCUGGCUGAAACGAGAAGAGGAAGUAAAAAAGGAGAAUGCUCAUCCCAGCGAAGAAGGGAUUACGUGUGAGACUGCCACGGGCCCCUCGAACGCAGAGACCAGAGCUGAGCAGGAGCAGGAGAGAAAGCCCAGCCCGGGCGACAGGCUCAGCAGCGGCAGCGGGGAGGUGUCGGCCUCCCCCGUCACUGACAACUUCAGGAGGGUGGUGGACGGGUGUGAGAUGGCUCUGCCUGGUUUGACCACCCAGAGCCCCAUGCAUCCCAACAAAAGCCUCAAGUCCAGCAGCCUUCCCAGGGCGUUUCAGAAGGCCAGCCGGCAGGAGGAGCCCGACAGCCUCUUCUAUUACUGCGCUGCUGAGACCAACGGGGUGGGUGCAGCCUCGGGCACCCAGCCCUCCAAGGCUACCCUGGAGAGGAAGGUGGCUUCCCCCAAGCACUGUGUCCUGGCUCGGCCCAAAGGGACUCCCCCUUUGCCCCCUGUCCGGAAGUCCAGCCUGGACCAGAAGAACCGGGCCAGCCCUCAGCACAGUGCCAGCAGCAGCGGCACCAGCAGCCCCCUGAACCAACCAGCCGCCUUCCUGGCGGGCCUCCCAGAUGAGCCUAGCAGCAAGACGAAGGACGCCAGCAGCAGCAGCAGGCUCUUCAGUGCCAAGCUGGAGCAGCUGGCCAGCAGAACCAACUCCCUGGGCAGGGCGACGGUCAGCCACUACGAAUGCCUCUCCCUGGAGCGGGCCGAGAGCCUGUCCUCCGUGAGCUCCCGGCUGCACGCGGGCAAGGACAGCACCAUGCCCCGCGCGGGGAGGAGCCUGGGCCGCAGCGCGGGGACCUCGCCCCCCAGCUCCGGGGCCUCCCCCAAGGCCAGCCAGUCCAAGAUCUCCGCCGUGAGCAAACUCCUCCUGACCAGCCCCAAGGCGCGCAGCCUGGCCACCUCCACCACCAAAACCCUCAGCUUCUCUACCAAGUCCCUGCCGCAGGCGGUGGGCCAGAGCUCCGGCCAGCCCCCCGGCGGGAAGCACAUGUCCUGGUCCACGCAGUCCCUGAGCAGGACCCGCAGCUCAGGCCUGGCCUCCAAGCUUCCCCUGCGGGCCGUCAAUGGGCGCAUCUCGGAGCUGCUCCAGGGCAGCGCGGGCGCGCGGGGCUUGCAGCUGCGGGCCGGGGCCGGGCCCGAGGCCGAGGAGCGCGGGGGUACCCUGGCUGAGGACAAGCCCGCGGCCGCGCACCUGCUCCCGUCGCCCUACAGCAAGAUCACGCCCCCGCGGAGGCCCCACCGCUGCAGCAGCGGCCACGGCAGCGACAACAGCAGCGUGCUGAGCGGGGAGCUCCCGCCGGCCAUGGGGAAGACGGCGCUGUUCUACCACAGCGGCGGCAGCAGCGGCUACGAGAGCAUGAUGCGGGACAGCGAGGCCACCGGCAGCGCGUCCUCGGCGCAGGACUCCACGAGCGAGAACAGCAGCUCCGUGGGCGGCAGGUGCCGGAGCCUCAAGGCUCCGAAGAAACGUUCCAAUCCAGGGUCUCAGAGACGGAGGCUUAUCCCAGCACUAUCCCUGGACACCUCUUCCCCUGUGAGAAAACCCACCAACAGCACAGGCGUCCGCUGGGUGGACGGCCCCCUGCGGAGCAGCCAGCGGGGCCUUGGGGAACCCUUUGAGAUUAAAGUCUAUGAAAUCGAUGACGUGGAGCGCCUGCAGCGGCGACGAGGGGGCGCCAGCAAGGAGGUCAUGUGCUUCAACGCCAAGCUGAAAAUUCUGGAACACCGCCAGCAGAGGAUCGCCGAGGUCCGCGCCAAGUACGAGUGGCUGAUGAAGGAGCUGGAGGCGACCAAACAGUACCUGAUGCUGGAUCCCAACAAGUGGCUCAGCGAAUUUGACUUGGAGCAGGUUUGGGAGCUGGAUUCCCUGGAGUACCUGGAGGCCCUGGAGUGUGUGACGGAGCGCCUGGAGAGCCGUGUCAACUUCUGCAAGGCCCAUCUCAUGAUGAUCACCUGCUUCGACAUCACCUCCAGGCGCCGGUAG
This is a messenger RNA of Piliocolobus tephrosceles (Ugandan red Colobus), 5286 nucleotides long. It is a transcript of the gene KIF26B, whose product is annotated as kinesin family member 26B. The record is from RefSeq and is a predicted model, not a curated record. The transcript is spliced from 12 exons. Gene Ontology annotation, biological process: microtubule-based movement. Bases 1 to 5286 code for a protein of 1761 amino acids. Gene Ontology annotation, molecular function: microtubule motor activity; ATP binding; microtubule binding. Lineage: Eukaryota; Metazoa; Chordata; Mammalia; Primates; Cercopithecidae.